AUGCAGAAUCCGUUUAUCGAUGAACUUGACGAAAUAAACUUAAAGCAAUACUCUAAUUUUAUAUGUUCUUACUUCUACUCUGUCGACGCAGGUUUUUGGAGCUUAAGACAUUAUAUUGAUUGGAUCUGUAAGAAUGAGAAGGAAUUACCGCAAUGGGAAACGUGUUUAGACAACUUUUAUAACUCGUUAGAUUUUGUAAAUUCGCGUAGAGGAGUAUCCAUAUACAUUCGCACUUGUGCUAGGAGAAAUCUUGAUAAUAAAGAGCUUCCCGAGAUUGAAGCAAUUAUGAAAGAACUCCAGGAACCAUAUGAAAGAGUAUAUAAUGGAAAAUAUGGUGGAUCUAUGUAUAAGACUGCGGUUCAAGUGCAAAAGGAAGAGGAAGUCUUUGCUUUGGAAAGUGCAAAAAUGCGCGAAAAAAAUGGAAAGAGGAAAAAUGAGGAAUAUUUAGAUGAUGAAUUCGCAGAAAGCCUUGGAAUUUUAUUCGAAGAAUCUAAUGAAGAAAUAUUAAUGGACAAUAUAGAUGAAAAAACGCUCAAAGAAGAAAUUAAGUUGCCAUUGGCAAGCGGUAUUUCCUCUAAGGAUCCGUUAAAGCAUAAACUUUCUUCUGAUAUUGACGUUUCUGAAGCUUUCCACAGCUAUCAGGCCAAAAUCCCCAAGUGCCGUAAGGUCUCGACACCUGCGUAUUGGGGUAUUCUCGAUUUGACGAACGAAAGCCUGCACGGAUGUAAAUAUUUUACAGAAAUCGACAUGAAGGAGUUGAAUCAAGAAUUCUCGAAUUGUAUUGGAUGGAUUGAUACACCUGCUGAAGAAAGUCUUCAGCAAUACUUCGAUAAUAACUGUCAAAGAAAUUAUGAUAAAAAAUUUGAAAAGUUAGAUGCCAAUAUACAAUUUAUAAAGAAUAAUAUGUGUUCCUUCCAGGGAACAUUGACGGAAGAAGAACUCAAAAUGAGCUCAUCGUUUCCUUUAUUUCGAGGCAUUUUUACGUCCGAUCACAUAAAAGAUGUUUGGGGAGAGACACAAGCUCUGGCGACGAACGAUGCUCGAAAUGAAAAGCAAAACCCAUUCCAAAGGGCCCGUAUUGGGAGAAAAGUUGACAUGAAGUGUGUUCUGGUCAAGACACUAAAUAAGUUUGAAGUUGUAUACGGGGAAGUUUCGGGAGGAUUAGGUCCAUUUGGACCUUCAGCUCAUCGCAAGAAACGAUUCCUUGAUAAAGUAAAGCUAAUGGUCACAAUGCGGGAUAGUCUCAAUAAUUUACUAAAGAAGUACAAACACACCUCGGACAAGCAACGCAUGGACAUAAUCGUCUAUGGCUGGCUUCAAGUCGGAAUGGAACUUAGCUUCUACGCUUUAGACUGGAUUGGAGAUGGUGUAUACAGGUUCGGAUUACUCGACCAGUGUAUUAUACCUUCGGACAAAAAUGAUUGUAAUAUGAUCGAAGAUGCUUAUUGUGUCAUUAAAACACUUGAGAUUAAAUUGCUACAAACUGAAACGGCG
Messenger RNA from Funneliformis caledonium, 1494 nucleotides. NCBI's taxonomy places the organism in Eukaryota, Fungi, Glomeromycota, Glomeromycetes, Glomerales, Glomeraceae. The record is from the annotation of a GenBank genome assembly.